Molecule: messenger RNA, 888 nt
Organism: Entrophospora candida
Lineage: Eukaryota; Fungi; Glomeromycota; Glomeromycetes; Entrophosporales; Entrophosporaceae
Source: the annotation of a GenBank genome assembly
AUGGAAAUUGUUUUACAUUACGUAUUCAAGUUAGGGUGUUUCAGAAUAAAUCAGUCAGAGGUCGUCAAUGAAACGUUGAAUGGAAAAGAUGUUUUGGUAUUACUGACAACUGGUGGCGAGGAAAGUCUAUGUUACCGGUUACUUGCAAUGGUAGAAACUGGAAGAACAAAAGGAGCAAGAAUUAUAAUAACCAUCCCCGUAGAAGAAGUUAAAAUUGAAAGCUUUUCCUCACCAAAUCCACCAGAAAUUUUAUCAGAUUUGGUAAUUGGAAUAAAUGAAGUAACGAAAUAUCUUGAAAAAUCAAUAAGUCAAUCUGAUAAUAACAAUCAUAUGAAAUCAUUGAUUUCAGCGAUUCCAAAAAAAACAAAUAACAAUGAUAACAAUGGAAAACAUCAAAAACAUCAUCAUCAACCGUUAAACGUAAUAUUUGUUUGUAAAUAUGAUAUAAGUCCAUCGCACUUAUAUUCACAUCUACCUAUUAUGGUGUGUUUAGAAGGAAAAGUUUUACUUGUACAAUUACCCAUCAAUUCGAUCAACAAAAUUUCUAAUAAUAUUCAUAUUAAAAGAUGUUGUUGUAUUGGUGUAAAGGAUAAUUCAAAAAAAGAGUUUAGCAAGUUAUUUAAUUUGAUUAAUGAAGGUCAAAUAAAACCCAUAAAAGCAUCUUGGUUGAAACCAUUUGAUCAAGAAAUAAAUAAUGGUGACGAUAAUCAAGAGGAUAAAGAACAAUUGUUAUUAUUAAAUAAAAAACGUAAAUUAGAAGAAGAAGACUUUAAUUCUAAUCUCGAUUCUAAUAAUAUUAAUACCACAAUACCGGUAACAGCGACAGCAACAGUAGUAAAUUCUUCUUCCACCACAACCACCAAUAACACUAAAGAAGAUUUCAUCUAA